AAUUUAAAAGAAAAAACGCUAUGAAUAAAUAAAAAUCUCUAAGUUUCUCGAUCGGGGCUUGGACUUUGAUCAGUGUCGCGUUCAAUCCUCCAGUCUCCAUCGAUCUGAUUAUUCGAUCCCAUCUUCGUUAGAUUAAUCAAGAUUUUUAUUGAUGGGAACAUCAUCUGGUUCUAAUAUUAACCAUCAGCAUUCAUCCAAGAUGUUGCCCCCUCGUCAACAACCACGGUCAGGGAGCUUACAUACGUCAUUGUCCUUGGUCUCCUCAGAUCCUCGCUUGUCACCUGAUCCCCAUGAACACAAAUCGAACUCGGAUAACGUUCACGAAUCUCCUAAUGAGAGUGCUAGCUCACGAGAAACUUGGCCUACUGCUGAUGCUGUCGCACCAAAGGAGAUAGAAAAUGUGAAAAUGGAAAAUGAUUGCCUUGAGCAGUCUGUUAUUCGUCGUGUUUCUAGUGCUGAUAAGAUAACUCUUCGAGACAUUGCUAGAGAAAGAGUUGAUGUUAUAUCGGAAAAGAUACAACACCUACCUGAUGAGUAUAUAGAUGAGUUGAAGAAUCAACUCAAGGCUAUCCUAGAAGGCAACGGUGGUUCACAGAACAGGGAAGAGUUUUUUAUUCUUCAGAAGUAUGUUCAAAGUAGAUCUGAUUUAACAGCAAAGACACUAAUAAGAGCACACCGGUCACAACUUGAGAUCCUUGUUGCAAUAAAUAUGGGAAUUCAGGCAUUCUUGCAUCCAAACGUCAGUCUUUCCCAAACUUCUCUCAUCGAGGUAUUUGUCUACAAGAGAUGCAGAAAUAUAGCAUGCCAAAACCAGCUACCUGCAGAUGACUGCACCUGUGAAAUAUGUGCCAAUAGAAAUGGCUUUUGCAAUCUUUGUAUGUGUGUUAUCUGCAACAAGUUUGAUUUUGAAGUAAAUACCUGCCGCUGGAUUGGCUGUGAUUUGUGCUCCCAUUGGACUCAUACUGAUUGUGCUAUUCGUGAUGGGCAAAUCUGUAUGGGCCCUUCAGUUAAACGUGCAGCAGGUCCUACUGAAAUGCUCUUCAGGUGUCGUGCUUGCAAUCGACCAUCUGAGCUGUUAGGUUGGGUUAAAGAUGUCUUCCAGCAUUGUGCUCCAGCCUGGGACAAGGAGGCUCUUAUGAGAGAACUUGAUUUUGUUAGUAGGAUAUUUCGUGGAAGUGAUGAUCCUGGAGGGAAGAAACUCUUUUGGAAGUGUGUGGAUCUUUUAGAAAAAAUGAGGGGUGGACUUGCAGAGUCUGCAGCUUGCAGAUCGAUAUUAGUAUUUUUCCAAGAACUUGGCUUAGAUUCCCCAACAAGCUUGGAAUAUGUGGAAGGUGGGCGGCUGAUAGCACCACAAGAUGCUUGUAAUAGAAUUGCAGAUGUAGUGCAAGAGGCCAUAAGGAAGAUGGAAAUGGUGGCUGAUGAAAAGAUGAGACUGUUCAAGAAAGCUCGGUUGUCCCUUGAUGCUUGUGAGCGGGAGCUCGAGGACAAGGCCAAGGAAGUAGCAGAACUAAAGCUGGAGAGACAGAAAAAGAAGAUGCAGAUAGAAGAGCUGGAGAAGAUUGUAAGGCUUAAACAGGCAGAGGCUGAUAUGUUCCAGCUUAAGGCCAAUGAGGCAGAACGAGAGGCUGAGAGGCUUCAAAGAAUUGCUCUUGCGAAGGCAGAUAAAUCAGAGGAAGACUAUGCCAGCAGUUACCUGAAACAGCGCUUGAGUGAGGCGGAGGCUGAAAAGCAGUAUUUGUUUGAAAAGAUCAAGCUGCAGGAGAGCUCACGUGCGCAGCAGAACAAUAAUGGAGGCGAUUCUUCAAAGGCAUUGAUGUAUUCCAAAAUCCAUGAUCUGCUUCAUGGAUACAAUUCCCCCUCUAAGACCGAGUCCCGACCAAACGAUCACAAUGGUUUUAGAACAAAUCCCUAAGGAAGUCUGACGCGAGGUCGGAAUGUGUUGAUUGUGGUGAACUAGACUAAAAGAUUUGGUGCUUUAAUUUAUCUAUGAACCUUCAAUCUUCAAUCUUUGUAUGAUAAUUGUUGUCCUGUAAAACAAUUAGGUGUGGUGAA
Messenger RNA from Hibiscus syriacus, 2052 nucleotides. Its product is annotated as OBERON-like protein. The record is from RefSeq and is a predicted model, not a curated record. Bases 152 to 1912 code for a protein of 586 amino acids. Lineage: Eukaryota; Viridiplantae; Streptophyta; Magnoliopsida; Malvales; Malvaceae. The transcript has 3 exons. Gene Ontology annotation, cellular component: nucleus.